This is a messenger RNA of Brachypodium distachyon (stiff brome), 2702 nucleotides long. Its product is annotated as probable metal-nicotianamine transporter YSL14. Bases 82 to 2229 code for a protein of 715 amino acids. The transcript is spliced from 6 exons. Gene Ontology annotation, cellular component: membrane. Gene Ontology annotation, molecular function: oligopeptide transmembrane transporter activity. The record is from RefSeq and is a predicted model, not a curated record. NCBI's taxonomy places the organism in Eukaryota, Viridiplantae, Streptophyta, Magnoliopsida, Poales, Poaceae.
AUAGCCAUCGGCCUUCGCCGAGCAUUUUCUUCCCUCCCCCUUCCCUGCCACUCCAGCAAAGCAAGCGGCACUGCGCAGCCAAUGGCGACGCGCACCGCCUCCCAAGGCGCCGCCGCGGCAGGCGGGGACGACGAGGUGGCGGAGGCGGCGGCCACCGCAGGCUCCAUGCUCCGCCAGCGCCACGCGGGCAAGGGCACGGACGGCGCGGCGGGGGCCAUUGGCGCCGAGGCGGCGGAGUCGGUGGAGCGGGUUUUCGCGGACAAGGCGGUGCCGUCGUGGAGGGAGCAGCUGACGCUGCGGGCGCUCGUGGUGAGCGCGCUGCUCGCCGUCAUGUUCAGCGUCAUCGUCAUGAAGCUCAACCUCACCACGGGGAUCAUCCCCUCGCUCAACGUCUCCGCGGGGCUGCUCGGCUUCUUCUUCGUCCGCCUCUGGACCUCGGCGUUCGAGCGGAUGGGGCUGUUCCACCAGCCCUUCACCCGCCAGGAGAACACCGUCAUCCAGACCUGCGUCGUCUCCGCCUACGGCAUCGCUUUCAGCGGCGGGUUUGGCAGUUACAUAUUUGGUAUGAGUGAAACGAUAGCUAAGCAAGCAACAGAGGCUAAAGAUGCUCAGAACAUCAAGGAUCCUCACCUUGGAUGGAUGAUAGGGUUUCUUUUUCUUGUCAGCUUUGUUGGAAUAUUUGCACUUGUGCCCAUGAGAAAGAUUAUGAUUGUCGACUACAAGCUGACCUAUCCAAGUGGCACAGCAACUGCUUAUCUCAUCAAUGGUUUUCACACACCUGAGGGUGCCAAGCUUGCAAAGAAGCAAGUGAAGACACUGGGUAAGUUCUUCAUGUCGAGCUUUUUCUGGGGCUUUUUUCAAUGGUUCUUCACUGCUGGGGAUGACUGCGGUUUCAAGAACUUCCCAACAUUAGGCCUUGAAGCUUAUAAGAAUAGGUUCUUCUUUGAUUUCUCUCCUACCUAUGUUGGGGUUGGCAUGAUCUGCCCACACAUUGUGAAUUUGUCAGUUCUGCUUGGUGGCAUCAUCUCGUGGGGUAUAAUGUGGCCUCUCAUUGCGAUGAAAAAAGGGAGUUGGUACGAUGCUUCUCUCGAAGAAUCUAGUCUUCAUGGACUGCAGGCUUACAGGGUCUUUAUAUCCAUUGCUUUGAUUCUUGGGGAUGGAUUAUAUAACUUUAUCAAGGUGCUUAUCCGCACAAUUGCCGGCUUCAUAUCCAUGGUUCAAAAAAAUUCAAAAGCCAUGCUUCCUGUUUCAGACAAUGGCAGGCCCACCAGUGAAGCUGUAUCAUUUGAUGAUGAGCGUCGCACUGAACUGUUCCUGAAAGAUCAAAUUCCCACAUCAGUUGCAUAUGGAGGCUAUGUGGUAGUUGCUGCUAUUUCUAUUGGUACCCUUCCUCAGAUCUUCCCACAGCUCAAGUGGUACUAUAUUUUGGUUGCCUAUGUCGUAGCACCUGUACUGGCCUUCUGCAAUGCCUAUGGAAGUGGACUCACUGAUUGGUCUCUUGCCUCCACCUAUGGCAAGCUUGCUAUAUUUGUGUUUGGGGCAUGGGCUGGCCUUGCCAAUGGCGGUGUGCUUGUAGGACUUGCUGCAUGCGGUGUCAUGAUGAGCAUCGUGUCAACUGCCUCUGACCUGAUGCAGGACUUCAAAACUGGAUACUUGACUUUGGCAUCACCGAGGUCCAUGUUUAUCAGUCAGGUGAUAGGUACUGCAAUGGGCUGUGUCAUUUCUCCUUGCGUCUUCUGGCUGUUCUACAAGGCUUUCAGUGAUAUUGGUAAAAGCGGCACGGAAUACCCAGCACCUUAUGCCAUUGUGUACCGAAACAUGGCGAUACUGGGUGUCGAUGGCUUCUCGUCGCUUCCAGAGAACUGCCUGACUCUCUGCUACAUCUUCUUUGCUGCCGCGAUUGCCAUCAACCUGAUAAGAGACUUGACACCACAUAAGGUUUCAAGGUUCAUCCCGUUGCCAAUGGCAAUGGCUAUACCUUUCUACAUAGGAUCAUACUUCGCUAUCGAUAUGUUCCUGGGCAGCUUUAUACUCUUUGUGUGGGAGAGGGUGAACAAGGCUAAAGCGGAUGCAUUUGGACCUGCAGUGGCAUCAGGGCUGAUAUGCGGGGAUGGGAUCUGGACUCUGCCCCAGUCCAUUCUUGCCCUUGCCAAGGUUAAGCCUCCCAUUUGCAUGAAGUUCUUGACAAGAGCAGACAAUGUCAGAGUGGAUAAUUUCCUUGCUCGUUAGUCGGGGUCACUCAUGGUCUUCUACAUAACAACGGCAAGUAGCAGCCAUGCAUCUUCGUGUAAUUACAGUCGGAGAAUGCAUUUCCAUUGCAAAGACCACUUGUUUUGUAGAAAAGACAGAUCUGGGUUUCCAGUAGGGGGAGGCAUCCCGAAAGAUCCAAGUCCCGAAAUGAUAGUUGAUCUCCUGUGUAUUUUCCUUUGAAAUGUAAAGAAAGAAGAGGAGAACAAGAAAAGAGCAUAAAAGCCAAAACUACGGUAGGUGUAGCAGUUUCAUUUUUUUGCUGUCCGACGAGCUGUGAGAAUGUUUGUAUGUUUGCGAUUCGACAUUACGGUAGGCGUAGCAGUGUCUUUUUUUAGGACUAGCAUGGCAUGUUCUAUUAGCUUGAAGUCCAGCUGAUUGAAAGACAGCAUUUGAAAACCCAACGUCCAGCUUAUGUAGAAACUGCAUUUAUGGGUAUUGAGUUUUUGCAUGGA